AUGACAAGUGAAGAAGUGACAUACGCAAACCUGAAGUUCAUGACACUGGAAAAAUCCCAGGACCAGGAGCUCCAGACUACCAGAGCGAAAGAUUCCCCCAGUCCAUCUUCCUGUUGGCGACUGGCUACAGUGGCACUUGGGGUCUUCUGCCUAAGUUCAGUGGCAGCUGCAGGAGUCUUGGCUGCCAGAUUCAUCCUGGUCUGCCACCUUCUGCGUGAAAGGGAUGAAAACUUCACCCUGCAAAAGGCAAUUAUGGAAAGCCUCAACCAGCAGCUGGAGCUCCUCCAGGCUCAGAAUUUGAACUUGACAGAGACUGUAAAGCAACUUGCCACCUCCAGAGGACGUAAAUGUAUUCCUUGUCCUGAGAAGUGGCUACAAUAUGGGGAGAACUGCUACCACUUUUCAAAAGAAUGGAAAACUUGGCAAGAAAGCAAGGCUAAAUGCUCUGUUCUGGAGUCCAGACUUCUUAAGAUAGAGAGUAAGGAAGAGCUGGACUUCACAAGGCAAUCGGCACAGUCUUACGGUUCUUACUCUUUCUGGAUUGGGCUGUUUCACAACGGAACUGAGGGGCCCUGGCUGUGGGAGGAUGGAUCAACUUUCUCCCCUGAUCUGUUUCAGAUCUCACGAGCCAGCUCAAGUUCUCUCCUAGAUUGUGUGAGGCUUCAAGGUGCAAAUAUAGACACUGCAUGGUGUGGCCAGUACAGUUUUUACAUUUGUGAGAAAGUGGUGGAUCCUGCGGUGGUCGAGCAACUGGGCUACUCGGACAGGCACUAG
Pygoscelis adeliae (Adelie penguin) is the source of this 774-nucleotide messenger RNA. RefSeq names its product oxidized low-density lipoprotein receptor 1-like. Gene Ontology annotation, biological process: cellular response to molecule of fungal origin. NCBI's taxonomy places the organism in Eukaryota, Metazoa, Chordata, Aves, Sphenisciformes, Spheniscidae. The record is from RefSeq and is a predicted model, not a curated record. Bases 1 to 774 code for a protein of 257 amino acids. The transcript is spliced from 6 exons. Gene Ontology annotation, molecular function: (1->3)-beta-D-glucan binding.